Molecule: messenger RNA, 10996 nt
Organism: Bombus pyrosoma
Lineage: Eukaryota; Metazoa; Arthropoda; Insecta; Hymenoptera; Apidae
Product: dynein beta chain, ciliary-like
Exons: 53
Coding region: 873-10970 (3365 amino acids)
Biological process (GO): microtubule-based movement
Cellular component (GO): dynein complex
Molecular function (GO): minus-end-directed microtubule motor activity; dynein light intermediate chain binding; dynein intermediate chain binding
Source: RefSeq, a predicted model, not a curated record
UUAUUAGCGAUAGAAUUCGCCCUACUCGAUAAUGGCCUGCUAAAUAUUGUUAUGACGAAACAGCUUCCUUUAAAAGUCGUGCACAAGUCUUGAAAUGUAAUAGAACAAAAAAACAAAGAAACAAAAGGCAGCAUCGCGACAAUAUAAAAGACAGAGAAGGGUAGCUACUGAUGACGCGGAAAAUGUAUUUCCUCGGUGAACGUCCAUUGCACCUACGUUUAGGACGUUUAUUAAGAUCCCGAAAGUAGAUAUCACGACAAAUGUUACGUAACGUAACGCGACAUCGUAGCAAACUAGUACGUAUGUAUGCAGCAGAUACGAGAUUUUUGUAAUGUAGAAGAGGCGAUUGUUGACAGACCCGUUGCACAACCAGAAAAGAAAGUCUUGUAUCAUGCGAACGAAUAAUUUUCCCAUAAUUUGGUCAUUUCUGAUAAACUCGGUUGUGUACAGAGGAUAAUUAUUAUAACAAAUACAGCACAACCCGGUAUAACUUUGGGACACACGCUGAUUGAUUCUUCUGAGAAAAUUAAUUUUCUGAUCAACGCCGAAUGUCACGACGACUCCUCUACGCGCCUUUGAUGCGCCUUCUUGUAACAACGGGGUGGUAACCAAGCAAAUGGCUGCGAAGUUUUCGAUCUUCUUGCAAGGUCGUGUUAUCCUCCAGGUAUAACAGAAUACGAAAUGAAAGCGCUCCAGUAGAAUUUCAGUUAGUGGAAGAUGAAGUUGAAAAUAUUGACAACUUGAUUAAUUAUGGUCAAGAACAUUAUGAUUGGAAUUCGGAAGAGGUUCCAGAAUAUAUCGAUAAUUUGUUAAAAAUUACUUGGAAAUUACAUGCCAGAGUGUUUCGCGCGCAAAAGAACUUGAAUAAUAUUAUGGAUGAAAUGUACACUUGGGCAAUGAUGCCAGUUAUUUACCGUAAGGAUGCGAGAGAUGAAAAUUUAUUGUCAGUAGCUGAUAAAGACGACAGAUUUGCGGAAAGAUUUGCGGAGAUCGAAGCAACAGCUGAAGAACUGGAACAAGUAUUAAAAGAAAAUUAUAAACUGUUUUUCGACUUGCUCCCAGAUCACGUCUACAAUAAAGAAGAGCUCGAAUUAUUAGACGCCCACACUGAAGAGGAAGAGGAAGUAGAAACGGAAAAAGCAGCAGAAGAAGAAAACGGUGCCGAAGCUGCAAAGCCGGAUGAGGAAGUACCUGAAGAAGCGGAAGUACCGGAAGAACAAGAGCAAGUAGAAGAAGAAGAAGAGGUUGAUGAAGAAACGUUAGCAAUGAGACGCGAGAAAUGGCAGCCUUAUCUACUCUAUGUUGACAGUUUAAUUUCCAAAGGUCUCAUUCAGGCUGUCUCCACAAGUAUUUGUUACAUUCUCGACGAAACUGAUCCCGAGGGCGAAAUAUUUCCUUCGUUUGAGAUUCAGAUGUGUCUGGAGAACCCUAGUAUUGUUUUCCGACCGCCAGUGGAAUUAGAUGAUCCGGAAGGUUUCUAUGCUUUCUUCGAGUCACUUUUACUUGAAAUGAUGAAAAUGGGUACCCUCAUACCACGCGUUGAUCCUGAGUUGCAUGAAGGUCGAGAAAAUUACGCGCUCGACGUUGCCGAAGAGGAAGGCAUCGUGUUUAUGUUGGAAGAAACCUGCAAUCGAGCAAAACUGGCCUUAACAGAAGUGAAAGGACAUGUACAUGUAUACGAAAUCUACUCGUGGCUGUGGACAGACGAUAAACAGGAAUAUUUAACCUAUUUUUUGAGAUUUUCUCAAUACGUAAGUCCCGAGCAAAGGGAAAUGAUCGAACAUCAUCCAGAGUUUAUCCCAGAUAAUCUGAAAGAGAAGAAACCAGAUUUAGCGGACUUCAAGCGGGAAAUAGAUUAUUUUAUGUCUCUGUACAACCAGUGCGAUCAACUGCAAAAUGAGCAAACCUUUUGUCGAUGGUUGAAACUUGACAUAAAACCUUUCAAGCAGACGCUCUUGAACAUAAUUUGCAAAUGGGCUAACGUGUUGAAGGAGUAUCUGGUCAACCGAAUAACCACACAAUUGGAGAAUUUAGCAGAAUUUUUGAAAGCAGCAAUGGAAAAUUUCUCGCGUCCCAUACACGAAGAUGACUAUGACGCACUUCUAGAAACUAUAUACUAUUUAAAGGAAGUCAGGGAUCGUCAAUACGAAAUUGAAGACAUGUUUGAUCCAAUUAAGAAAACAAUAGAACUGCUACAAAGCUACAACGUGUAUUUAGACGAGAAAAUUUUUAAUUGGCUCGCAGAAUUGCCCGUUAAUUGGGAAACAUUGAAAAAGAUGGCUGCUCAAGUGAAACAUAUCGUUCAGCCUUUGAUGACUCGUCAAAUCGAUCUUUUGAAGAAGAGGCUAAGCUAUUAUAACUUUAAACAACACCGUUUCCUGAACGAAUUCCAUGAACAAGAUGUUUUCAACCCAGAUUGUGAAAAUCAUUAUGAAAAAUUAAACGAAAUACAUGAAGAGGUUUUUAAAUUCCUGAGCGAAGAAAGAGAUCUACGCGAUCAAAUUGUCAUUUUUGAGCAGGAAUUGCCUGAAUUUAAAAUGACGAAACAGAUACAAAAGGAGAUGCAGUUUUUGAAAACUUUGUGGGAUUAUGUGAAUGUCAUUACAACUUCUCUGAACGAGUGGAAGAAAACCACGUGGAAGAAACUAGAUAUCGAAUGGAUGGAUCAAGAAUGCAAAAAAAUUCUCAGAGAAUUAAGACAACUAGACAAAGACGUGCGUCAUUGGGAAUUGUACACUAAUAUUGAAGCACAAAUAAGGAACAUGAUGGCAUCAUUGAGAGCGGUCUCAGAAUUGCAGAAUCCAGCAAUUAGAGACAGGCAUUGGAGAGAAUUAAUGGCUGAAACGAAGGUGGUAUUCAUCAUGACCGAUAAUACAACAUUGGAAGACUUGCUAAAGUUACAAUUGCACAAAUAUGAAGAAGAAGUUAAGAAUAUUGUCGCUAAAUCAGUGAAGGAAAUGGCAAUGGAAAAAGUGUUAAAAGAACUUAACGACACUUGGAGUACGCUCGAAUUUGGGAAAGAGAUACACGAGCGUACGAAAUUAAAUAUUCUUAAAAUCGACGAAGAAACUAUUGAAAUCCUUGAGGACAAUCAGGUGCAACUGCAAAACAUGUUAGGUUCGAAAUUCGUUGGAUAUUUUCUCGGUGAAAUUCUUGACUGGCAGAGGAAACUAAGUACUGCAGAUGCAGUAAUUAAUGCAUGGUUCGAAGUUCAACGAGCUUGGGGUUAUCUCGAAAGCAUUUUCAUUGGCUCUGAAGACAUUAGGAGCCAACUUCCAGAAGAAACCAAACGGUUUGAAAAAAUUGACAGGGAGUUCAAAGAUCUGCUGAAGGAAAUGUUGAGCAAUUUGAAUAUCAUAAAAGCAACCAACCGGCCUAAACUUUUAGAGAAACUAGAAGAGCUGCAAGUGCAACUAAACUUCUGCGAGAAAGCGUUAGCCGAUUACUUGGAAACAAAGAGAUUAAUUUACCCAAGAUUUUAUUUCAUCUCCGCAGCGGAUUUACUUGAUAUUUUAAGCAAUGGUAUUUGGGCGGUCCUAGUUAAACAAAACAUACUGCAGGAUAACGUUAGUAGCAUAAUUAUAUUUGAUUUAAGGAACAAUCCUGAAUUGGUCUGCAGACAUCUGUCAAAGUUGUACGAUUCUAUUGCAAAAUUACAUUGGAGAAUGGACGGUGGGAAACCAACGAAGCAGGCGAGAGUUAUGAUUGCCAAAGACGGUGAGGAAAUGGCUAUUCAUGGGACUUGCGAUUGCAGUGGAAAGGUGGAAGUUUGGUUAAACAACGUAACAGAUGCGAUGAAGAGAUCGGUAAGGCAUCAUAUAUCUCAGGCAGUAGCUACGUACGACGAGAAACCACGUGAACAAUGGAUUUUCGAUCAUCGAGCUCAACCCGCGCUAUGCGGAACUCAAAUCUGGUGGACUACGGAAGUAAACAUGGCCUUUAUGAGACUAGAGGAAGGUUUCGAGAAUGCGUUUAAAGAUUAUCAGCGAAAGCAAAUUAAUCAGUUAAACGCAUUGAUAGUACUUCUCUGUGGAGAUUUGAGCGAAAGCGAUAGAAGGAAGAUCAUGACAAUCUGUACAAUCGACGUGCAUGCAAGGGACGUUGUAGCGAAAAUGAUCGCGAUGAAGGCAGAUCACUAUUCUAGUUUUCAGUGGCAAUCGCAACUCAGGCACAGAUGGGACGACAAAGUUGGUGAUUGUUUCGCUGAUAUCUGCGAUGCUUCCUUCAAAUACGAUUACGAAUAUUUGGGAAAUGUUCCACGGCUGGUGAUAACGCCAUUAACCGAUCGAUGUUACAUCACUUUAACACAAUCUUUGCAUCUUAUAAUGGGUGGAGCACCAGCUGGCCCAGCUGGAACUGGCAAGACAGAAACAACGAAAGAUUUAGGGAGAGCAUUGGGCCAAAUGGUUUAUGUGUUUAACUGUUCUGAACAAAUGGAUUAUAAGUCCUGCGGGAACAUUUACAAAGGUCUUGCUCAAGUAGGAGCAUGGGGUUGUUUCGAUGAAUUCAACCGAAUUUCGGUGGAGGUACUUUCGGUGGUGGCUGUGCAAGUGAAAUCAGUUUUAGACGGAGUGAAAAGCCGCAAACCGAUAUUUUUGUUCUUCGGAGAGGAACUGAAUCUCGUCCCCACUGUUGGAAUGUUCAUUACUAUGAAUCCUGGCUAUGCCGGAAGGACGGAAUUGCCCGAAAAUUUGAAAACCUUGUUCAGGCCUUGCGCUAUGGUAGUUCCAGAUUUUGACUUAAUUUGCGAAAUAAUGUUGGUAGCGGAGGGCUUCCAAGAAGCUAGAUUACUAGCAAGAAAAUUCAUAACACUGUAUCAGCUUUGCCGAGAACUUUUGUCGAAGCAAGAUCACUAUGAUUGGGGUCUACGGGCGAUCAAGUCGGUUUUAGUGGUUGCUGGGAAAUUAAAGAGAGACGAUCCCGGGAGGGCUGAGGAUCAGGUGCUAAUGAGAGCUCUCAGAGAUUUCAAUAUACCGAAAAUCGUGACCGACGAUGUUCCAGUUUUUAUGGGACUUAUUGGUGACUUGUUUCCCGCUCUGGAUGUUCCACGAAAAAGGGAUUUAGAUUUUGAAUCAACGGUCCGGCAAUCUACUCUGGAUCUCAAAUUGCAACCAGAAGAUGGUUUUGUACUAAAAGUUGUACAGUUAGAGGAAUUGCUUCACGUUCGUCAUUCCGUUUUCAUUGUUGGAUUUGCUGGAACCGGAAAAACGGAAGUUUGGAAAACACUUAAUCGAACAUACUUUAAUCAGCAAUUAAAGCCAUAUUAUAAUGACUUGAACCCGAAAGCAGUGACUAAUGACGAACUAUUUGGAAUUAUCAAUCCUGCAACGCGGGAAUGGAAAGACGGAUUGUUCUCCGUGAUAAUGAGAGAUCAGGCAAACAUGACAGGAAAUGAUCCAAAAUGGAUCAUUUUUGACGGCGAUAUAGAUCCGAUGUGGAUCGAGUCAUUAAACACUGUCAUGGAUGACAACAAAGUGUUAACUUUGGCUAGCAACGAAAGAAUCGCUUUAACGGAACACAUGAGGCUUCUCUUCGAGAUUUCAAAUCUUAGGACAGCAACGCCAGCUACUGUUUCUAGAGCAGGAAUUCUUUAUAUAAAUCCACAAGAUAUUGGGUGGUAUCCAUUUGCAACCAGCUGGAUAGAAACAAGAGAUCCAGCUGAGAGAGCGAACUUAACCAUUCUGUUCGAUAAAUAUGUACCAUCCCUUGUAGAAAUGACAAAAUCUAGGUUUAAAAAAAUUACGCCAUUACCAGAAAUAUGUCACGUGGAAAUGCUUUGUAAAUUACUGGACUAUUUUCUGAUUAAGGAAAAUGUAACACCGGAUUGCCCAAAGGAAUGGUACGAAUUAUACUUUGCAUUUGCCUGUAUUUGGGCGUUCGGAUCAGCGACCUUCCAAGAUCAAUUGAUCGAUUGGCGAAACGAGUUCAAUAAGUGGUGGCAAAACGAAUUUAAGUCUAUUAAGUUUCCAAUUGGCAGCAACGUAUUUAAUUUUUUCAUCGAAAACGAAACAAAGAAGUUGAUUCCAUGGAGUGAGAAGAUACAGACCUUUGAACUGGAUCCUGAUAUACCUCUCCAAUCUACUUUGGUGUCAACUGGAGAAACUGCACGCAUACACUUUUUCCUGGAUGUUUUCAUACAACAACGUGUGCCGGUAAUGCUGAUAGGUGCGGCGGGAUCAGGGAAAAGUGUAAUCAUUGCUGAAAAGCUCGCAUCCCUUCCAGAUACCUAUAACAUUGCCAACGUGCCUCUUAAUUAUUAUACUACAUCCGAAAUGUUACAACGAAUAAUGGAAAAGCAUUUGGAGAAAAAGACUGGUAGGAAUUAUGGACCACCUGGUAUGAAAAAGUUAAUUUAUUUCAUCGAUGAUAUGAAUAUGCCCGAAGUCGAUACAUAUGGAACCGUUCAACCUCACACACUCAUUAGACAGCAUAUUGACUACAAUCACUGGUACGACAGGACGAAAUUGACGUUAAAAGAAAUUCAGAAUACACAAUAUGUAUCCUGUAUGAAUCCUACUGCUGGAAGUUUCACAAUCAAUCCUCGUCUACAAAGGCAUUUCGCUGUUUUUGCAGUUAGUUUUCCAACCGAAGACAAUUUAGUAUUGAUCUACAGCCAAAUGCUAGAACAACACCUGAUGAAUCCUAUCAACAAAUUUAACUUAGCGCUGACAAAAAUUGCAGAAUCAUUAUUAAAUGCAGCAUUGUACUGUCAUCACAAAAUUUCAACAACAUUCCUACCAACAGCAGUCAAAUUUCAUUACGUAUUUAAUCUACGUGAUCUGUCAAAUAUCUUUCAAGGCAUACUGUUUGCACACGGUGAGACUGUUCCGACUGGAAAUCAUUUGAUCAGAUUGUACGUUCACGAAGCAACAAGAGUGUAUUCGGAUAAAUUAAUCAGUACUGAAGAUGAAAAAGCCUUUCAGCAAUUGUUGAAGGAGUCGCUUCGCAAAAAUAUUUCUGAAAUGGACGAAAAUAUUGUAUUUGCUGGACCAAUAAUAUAUUGUCAUUUUGCGGAAGGAAUCGGUGAACCAAAAUAUAUGCCAAUAAAAGAUUGGCAACAAUUGACGAAGUUACUAGAUGAAGCUCUGGUUAAUUAUAACGAACUGGUAGCGGCAAUGAAUCUGGUUUUAUUCGAAGAUGCUAUGUACCAGGUUUGUCAAAUAAAUCGCAUUCUGGAGUCACCAAGAGGAAACGCAUUGCUUGUUGGUGUCGGAGGAAGCGGAAAGCAAUCUCUUUCUAGCCUUGCGUCUUUCAUCGCAGGCUUAGAGGUUUUUCAGAUACAAUUACGAACAGGUUAUUCGAUGACUGAUUUAAGAGGCGAUUUAUCAGGUUUAUAUUUGAAAUCUGGAUUGAAAGGAAUCGGAAUAACUUUCCUGAUGACUGACUCUCAUAUCGCCGAUGAAAAAUUUCUGGUACUUAUAAACGAUAUGCUCGCUUUUGGCGAAAUCUCCGAAUUAUUCGCCGAUGAUGAGGUAGAUAAUAUCGUGAACGCCUUAAGAACUGAGGUAAAACAAACCGGUAUGAUGGACACCAAAGAAAAUUGCUGGAAAUUUUUCAUCAAUCGAGUGCGAAGUUUGUUAAAAUGCAUUCUUUGCUUUUCUCCCGUUGGUGCAACAUUACGAAACAGGGCUAGACAGUUUCCAGCAAUCGUAAACAACACUUCGAUCAAUUGGUUUCAAAGCUGGCCACAGGAUGCUCUGAGAUCCGUUUCCACCAGGUUCUUAGAAGAAUUAGAAGACCUUCCAAAAAAAUACAGGCCAUCAGCUUCUUUGUUCAUGUCAUACGUGCAUACUAGCGUUAAUGAUAUAUCUUCGCUUUAUUUACAAAACGAGAGAAGAUACAACUAUACGACUCCAAAAACGUUCUUGGAGCAAAUUUCUUUGUAUUCGAAGUUGCUUGUGGAAAGAACCUACGACGUAAAAUCGAUGAUAGAGAGAUUGAAAAACGGCUUGGAAAAGCUGGAAUCUUGUGCUGGCCAAGUAAGCGAAUUAAGAGUGGUGUUAGCAGCCCAAGAAAUCGAAUUGAAAAAGAAGAAUGAAAUUGCAGAUAAAAUUCUUGCCGAAGUCCGAGCAGAGAAUACUAAAGCUGAAGGGGAAAAAGCUAUUGUGUCCGAGGAAGAGGCAAAGGUAGCCGAAAUAAAAGAAACAGUAGCAGAGAGACAAAGGAGAUGCGACGAGGAUUUAGCAAAAGCAGAGCCUGCAGUUCGACAAGCUGAAGCUGCUCUUGACACAUUAAAUAAAAACAACUUGACAGAACUAAAAUCCUUUGGAACGCCACCGGAACAAGUAGCGAUGGUGGCACAAGCUGUUUUAGUUUUAUUUUCCCCUAGGGGUCAAAUUCCAAAAGAUAGAAGUUGGAAAGCGUGCAAAGCGAUGAUGGGACAUGUUGACACAUUCCUCUCGCAACUUCGAAAUUACGACAAAGAGAACAUUCAUCCUGAAGUAGUCAAGGCUAUCCAACCUUAUAUCAACAACAAAGAUUUUGACCCAGAGAUUAUUUAUUCAAAAUCACAAGCCGCUGCAGGCCUUUGCAGUUGGGUGAGAAAUAUAAUGGUUUUCCAUUAUAUUAAUGAAACAGUGAAACCAUUAAGAGCUGCACUUGCACAAGCUAAUGCCGAGUUAAAAGCUGCUAUGGAUCACUUGAAUGCUUUGAGGACACGAUUAGCGGAAUUGCAAAAAGUGCUCGACGUUUUAGGAGAAAGGAUGAAUGCAGCUUUAGCCGAGAAACAAAAAUGUCAAGACGAAGCUGACGCUACUGCUUUAACAAUUGACCUUGCAAAUAGAUUAGUGAAUGGUUUAGCAUCCGAAAAAAUUCGAUGGACCGAGGAGGUAGAAAGUUUGACGAACUCGUGUGUAACGGUACCAGGGGAUGUGCUGAUUGUAACAGCAUUUUUAUCAUACAUGGGAUCUUUCACUCGAAAAUAUAGAUCUGACUUAAUGUACGAAAAUUGGUUACCGUUUCUGGAAAGUUUGGAAGUAAAAAUACCGAGGACUACUGAAUUGGAUGUACUGGCUUUAUUGACAGACGAUGCACAAAUUGCACAAUGGAACAACGAAGGUUUACCAACAGACAAAAUGUCCUCGGAAAAUGCAACAAUUUUAAUGAAUUCAACAAGAUGGCCUCUAAUGAUAGAUCCACAAUUACAAGGAUUAAAGUGGAUAAAAAAUCGAUAUGGUGAAGAUUUACAAGUGCUGAGGCUUACUCAACCGAAUUAUUUAUACUUAAUUGAAAUUUCCAUUGCGAAUGGAGGAAUUGUUUUAAUUGAAAAUAUCAUGGAAGCCAUCGACCCCAUUUUAGAUCCGGUUAUAAAGAGAGAUCUAAUAAAAAAAGGAAGGGCGAUAAAAAUUUGGGACAAAGAAGUAGAUUAUGACCCCCGUUUCCGGCUAAUUUUACAAACGAAGUUAGCUAAUCCCCAUUAUAAACCCGAGAUACAAGCCCAAACUACUCUUAUCAACUUUACUGUAACAAAAGAUGGUUUGGAGGAACAACUUCUGGGUGACGUUGUGAAAGCCGAAAGACCUGAUUUAGAAUCCAAAAAAGCGGAAUUAACUACUCAACAGAAUACCUUCAAAAUUACCUUGAAGAGAUUGGAAGAUGAUCUUUUACACAGGUUAUCGACUGCUGGGCCUGACAUCUUAAGCGACGUCGACCUCGUGAUCAAUCUCGAAACCACGAAAAAGACUGCUGCGGAAAUAGAAAUAAAAGUAGCUGAAGCUAGAGUGACUGCUGUAAAGAUAGACGAGGCUCGAGAAAUUUAUCGUCCUGUUGCGGCUCGAGCCAGCCUCUUAUAUUUCGUUUUAAACGAUUUGAACAAGAUCAAUAUGCUCUAUCAGUUUUCUUUGAAAGCUUUUAGCGUUGUCUUUCUAAACGCAAUUAGAUUUGCAGUAGCUUCGGAGGAUUUGGCUAAGCGCGUAGAUCUUUUAAUGGAUAGCAUCACUUAUCUAGUUUUCAUUUAUACAAGCAGAGGAUUAUUUGAAGCCGAUAAAUUGACCUUCCUCUGUCAAAUGACCAUUCAGAUUUUUAUGGAAGCAAAGGAAAUAUCACAAUCAGAACUUGACUUCCUACUACGAUUUCCGUAUAUUCCCGAGUUAACAAGCCCCGUAGACUUUUUAACAGACGUCGGUUGGGGAGGGAUUAAAUAUUUGAGCCAAAUGGAGGAUUUUCAAAAUUUAGAAAAAGACAUAGAAGGUGCUGCGAAACGGUGGAAGAAGUUUGUAGAAUCAGAUACGCCGGAACGAGAAAGUUUCCCACAAGAUUGGAAAAAUAAAACCGCUCUGCAAAGAUUAUGCAUCAUGAGGUGUCUUAGACUGGAUCGUAUGACUUACGCGAUUAGGUGCUUCGUAGAAGAAAAGCUUGGCUCAAAAUUUGUCGAAUCCAGAUCUCCACCUUUUUAUAAAUCCUUUGAAGAAACCAGUUCAAUCACGCCUAUAUUUUUCAUUCUCUCUCCAGGCGUUGAUCCGUUGAAGGACGUUGAAAAACUGGGAAUACAAUUGGGUUUCACUUUUGGAGGAAGAAAUUUCCAUAAUGUGUCACUGGGUCAAGGUCAAGAACCCAUAGCGGAAGAAGCCAUAGAACUUUCCGCGAACGAAGGCCACUGGGUAAUUUUGCAAAAUGUCCACUUGGUGAGGAAAUGGUUGCCUACAUUAGAAAAAAAGAUGGAACAGUGCUCGGAGAAUCCACAUGAUGAUUAUCGAUUGUUCAUUAGUGCGGAACCCAGUCCUGAUCCUCAUGAAUCAAUAAUACCUCAGGGUAUACUAGAAUCAGCCAUAAAGAUCACAAACGAACCACCAUCUGGAAUUCAAGCGAACAUCCACAAAGCGUUGGAUAACUUUACCCAGGAAACUUUGGAGUCCUGCAGCAAGGAAACCGAAUUCAAAGCAAUAUUAUUUGCACUUUGUUAUUAUCACGCUGUACUUGCAGAACGUAGAAAAUUUGGGGCGCAAGGAUGGAAUAGGCUGUCUUCCUUGUAACCUGCAAUUAAAUUAGAGAAAGCUAC